GUAGGCUUAGUUUAAGUAUUCCCUUUUCAGUUUCGAAAUUCAAAAUUAACAAAUGGCAUUAAGGCAGCAGAUACUGAAAAUGGUCAAUUUCCUGCCCACCAUGGGGAAUUCUAAGGGAAUGUCCAGCAAGCCGGACAAGUCCUCGUUCGCCAAGUCGAUGAAGCCCCUGAAGGAGUUCAAGCGCUCGCGGAUUCCGAAGAUCAGCGUAGUUGGAGCCGGUCAGGUGGGCACGGCGAUCAGUUGCAUGCUGCUGCUGCGGAAUCUCACCAAGAACCUGGUCAUCCUGGACAUUAACUACGAGCUGGCCAAGGCGGAGGCACUGGACUUUCAGCAGGCCUCCGCCUUUCUGAACGAUGCUCGGGUGGUGCCCUGCGGCGACGGUGCCAACUCCAAGAACUCCGACGUGGUGAUCCUUACGGCGGGAGCACGGCCCUCCGGCAAGGAUCGUUCCCGCCUGGCUGCGAUGAAAAAGACCAUCGAAAUCCUCAAGGAGGCGGUGCCCAAACUGGUGAAGCUCAGUCCCAAUGCCACCUUCAUUGUCAUCUCCAAUCCCGCCGAUGUUAUGACCUACGCUGUCCAGCGGAUUGGCAAGCUGCCCAAGCAUCGCUGCUUCACCACCGGCUGUCACCUGGACACGGUGAGGUUCCGCAACCUGAUCGCAGAUCGCCUUCGAGUGCCUCCGUCCCAGGUCCAUGGCUAUGUGAUCGGCGAGCACGGCGCCAGUGCGGUUCCAGUGUGGUCCAGCGUCUCCAUCGCCGGCAUCCGGCUCAAUGAUGUGGUCAAGAGCCUGGCCUGCGGCGACGAUCCGGAGAACUGGGCGGAGAUCAACGGGCAGGUCACCACCGGCGGCCUUGCGGUGGCCAAGACCAAGGGCUACACCAACUGGGCCGUUGCCCUCACCUGCACGGACAUCGUGCAGGCGAUGUGCGGCGGCAAGGGCAAGGUCGCAUCCGUGGGCACGGACAUGCAGGGCCUGAACGGCAUCAAGGACCAUGUGGUGCUAUCGCUGCCCUGCCUGGUCACCGCCGGCGGCAUCAGCCACGUGUUCGAGCUGCCGCUCACGGAUGUGGAGCAGGGCAAGCUGCUGGCCUCCGCCAACGUCCUGCUGGAGGCGCAAUGCUCUCUGAAUCUUUGAUCAUGAUUGGCCAAGUCAAAGGAUAUUAACAAGUUUAUGAAUAAUGAAGUAGCUGAGCUGCAGCUAACACCUUGUGAAACUUCUUGGAAGUUAAGUUACUUAUACUGAAGGUUUAUUUGAAAAGCUGUUGGUUUUUAAGAAGAUCGUCAAACUUAAACGAUUUCCGAAAUAUUUAUAUUGUAAAAAUACCUUUUGGAAAUGACAAAUUCCGAAAAACGUGGUUCUGUGAAGAUAUAAUUAUUAGCCACAUUAUUAUUGUAUCUAGACAAGUAUUAUACU
Drosophila teissieri is the source of this 1414-nucleotide messenger RNA. RefSeq names its product L-lactate dehydrogenase B chain. NCBI's taxonomy places the organism in Eukaryota, Metazoa, Arthropoda, Insecta, Diptera, Drosophilidae. The transcript has a single exon. Gene Ontology annotation, biological process: carboxylic acid metabolic process. The record is from RefSeq and is a predicted model, not a curated record. The coding region runs from base 53 to 1135 and encodes 360 amino acids. Gene Ontology annotation, molecular function: oxidoreductase activity, acting on the CH-OH group of donors, NAD or NADP as acceptor.